Messenger RNA from Helicoverpa zea (corn earworm), 5709 nucleotides. RefSeq names its product vitellogenin receptor (gene yl). The transcript has 35 exons. Bases 1 to 5454 code for a protein of 1817 amino acids. The record is from RefSeq and is a predicted model, not a curated record. Gene Ontology annotation, molecular function: calcium ion binding; protein binding. NCBI's taxonomy places the organism in Eukaryota, Metazoa, Arthropoda, Insecta, Lepidoptera, Noctuidae.
AUGAAAUAUCAAAGCGUAAUUCUAAUACUAUGCGUGGCGGCGUGCUCUGGUGAGUUCGUGGAUGAGCUGCAGGUCUUCGAAGAAGAUUGCAUGGGAGAAGACAAGUUUCCUUGCAUGGGGGGCGGCUGUAUCUCCCAUUUACAAUACUGUGAUGGCUUCGUGGAUUGCGAAGACGGAACCGAUGAAAAUUUUUGCAUAGACCACAAGCCAGAUGAGAUACACUGCAACGAGACGCACCAGUACAUCUGUCAGGACACGAAGAAGUGCAUCCCUCUCACCUGGAUCUGCAACAACGAGGCUGACUGCGACGAUGGCAGUGACGAGGCUAACUGCACUCAGAUACCGUCUGUUUCUAGUAAUUCAACGUGCAAAGGGUUUCCCUGCGGCGACGGCAAAUGUAUCUCGUUUCUGUGGCUGUGCGACGGCGUGUACGACUGUGAGGACAAGAGCGACGAACACGAUGUAGAUUUAUGUCACCUAAUCCCCCGUCGUCCAAAUUUCGACGGUCACUCCUGCCAGGAGUUGUCGAGCCCAGAUGAGAGGAACUACAGGUGUCUGGACUCGUCGUACUGUCUGCCAGCCAGCAUGAUGUGUGAUGGUAUCCAGGACUGCCGGGAUGGUAGCGAUGAAGGACCUUUUUGUGUUAACUGGCACACGAUGUGCACAAACUACAAUUGCUUCGGCAACGACACUGUCUGCGCUCCUGAACGCUUCGGACCCACCUGCCUCUGUCUCCCCUCAGUGUCCAUGACACAGUACAAUUACGUCACAAAACAGUGCGAUGACGUCAACGAGUGUCUGCUAGAACGGCCCCACUGUUCUCAUACGUGUGUCAAUGCUGAUGGACAUUAUACUUGUAAUUGUGAUCCAGGGUAUACGAAGGAUGAGUAUGGAUACCUGUGUUAUGCGGCAGGACCGGAAGCCAUGUUAUUCUUCAGCACUCGCAACGACAUCAGAUAUUUGAAGAUCAAGUCUAAACAGAUGGUCACCGUGGCCACAGGCAUGAAACAGGCCCACGGCGUAUCAUUUGACGGCACAUACAUCUACUGGGUGGAGUCGGCUCAAGGUCAUCAGUCCAUCUUCAAAGCACAACUUGAUGACGUGAAGGAUACUAAGCAGGUACUAGUAGGUCUCGGUCUAGAAGACCCGGGAGACAUCGCAGUAGACUAUCUAGGCGGCAACAUUUACUUCAGCGAUGCGGAGAGAGGGAUCAUCUCAGCGUGUCGAGCUGAUGGCUCCAUAUGUACUACUAUCAAGACUGAGAGCAAACACCCCAGAUUUGUCACGUUGGAUGCGAGGAAUGGCAAAAUGUACUGGGCGGACUGGCAUCAACGUGCUAUCAUAAUGUCCGCCCGCAUGGACGGUAGCCGGCCGGACGUUCUAGUGGACAAUAUGGAGAUGUUCGCCACUGGGCUGGCCAUUGACGCGCCAAACGGACGUCUGUACUUCGUCGAUAAGACCGUCAAAGUCGUCAUGAUUAAUGGGAAGCAUGUUUAUUCACUCUUCGAAGAGCCGUUCCACCACCCCUACUCCAUCUCCGUGUUCGAGAACACCGUAUUCUGGAGUGACUGGACCACCAACAGCCUGCAGACCACAGACAAACUGCAUGGAAGUGCGCAGAAGAGGAAUGUGCUCUUGACGCUUAAUGAACCUAUAUUUGGCAUGCACAUGUACCAUCCGGUCCUGAUGGACAGGAGUUCGAACCCGUGCAGUAACAACAACUGUUCCCACCUGUGUCUCGUCACGUCGAACGUCACGCACUCCUGCGCAUGUCCCGACGGUAUGGAGAUCGAGAAUAACGUGUGCCAUCAUGCUCCAGGCUACCGCGCCCAGUACGUGGUGGUGGCAGGCCAGCAACUCUUCACUCGCAUCCAGCACUCGUCGCUCGGCAACCCCGAGUGUCAUGCCACGCACUUCGAUAUAGGCCGAGUGCAGGCCAUGGCUUAUGAUAAUACUAGAGAUUCGCUAUUCAUCUACGACGGACAGCGUCGGACGAUAAACUACAUAAACAUGACGGACUUCACGCUGGGCAUCACGCACCUGCUCGUCUAUAACGGCCUGGAUAACGUCCUCGAUAUGGAUUAUGACUACGUGACGGACAAUCUAUACGUAUUGGACGAGGGUCGUCGCGUGGUGGAAGCAGUCUCCCUCAGGACUCAGAAGCGUGCUGUGGUGUACAGGUUCCAAGACCAGGAGGUGCCUAUCAGCAUGUGUGUGUUGCCGGAUUACGGGAGGAUGAUGGUGGCAGUAGUGGAAAGUGACAUGCACAAUGUCAUCCACAUCGACAGCAUCGGCCUCGACGGGCAGGACCGGAGGCACGUCAUUAUGAACAACUUGAGAGGUCCUCAUGUGCGUCUUCGCUACGUACAACACAUGGACUUGGUGUACAUAUCUGAUGAGAGCAACGGCGUCAUCGACUACAUGCAUCCUGAAGGUACCGGCAGAGAGAAUCACCGCGAGCUAUCGACAACUGUGACCAGUCUCGCCAUAGCUGAUAACUACGUGUUCUGGACAGACAGACGCACCACCAGACUCUUCUGGUCCGACAUACAUGAGACCUCGCAGAAAAUACGCAGGAUCGAUCUUGGUCUCUUCCCAAACAACACACAACUUCUAAUCCAAGCCACCACUGCCCCCCCGGAUCCGAAAGACCCCCUCUUAAACCACGUCUGCUUAAAGAACCCCUGUUCAGACGUCUGCGUGCAACAAGCACACGAGACCCCCCACCAAGACCCCCUACACUUCCAAAUGGGGUACAAAUGUUUGUGCCCCCCGGGGUUGUUAAUGAUCAAUGGGCAAUGCACGAAGUUAGAGGUCUGUGCUUCUGAUAUGAUGCUUUGCCAUAAAAGCAAUGUGUGUGUGAAGAAGAGUGCCAAAUGUGAUGGGAGGGUCGACUGUCCUAUGUCGGAGGAUGAAGAAGGGUGUAUAAUGGAACCAGCCCUUGCUUGUGCGCCGAAUGAAGUAUUCUGUCACGGCAUGUGCAUAAACAGAGAGAAAGCUUCACUGUGCUCCUUUUACCAAAAACCAACAGCCAUCAGUACAUGCAGCGACACAGAGUUCGGGUGCGCGGACGCGUCAGUGUGCAUCCCGCGCUGGCAGCAGUGUGACGGGCACGCGGACUGCCCCGACGCGUCGGACGAGCUGCCGGCCGACUGCGACACUCACUCCUGCGCAGACAAUGAGUUCAUGUGUGCAUCAGGCUCCUGCAUUUUGAAGACGUGGACUUGCGACGGUGAUCAGGAUUGCAAUGAUGGAUCCGAUGAAGUUGAUUGCGUGAACAUGACCUGCAGCCCAGGAUUUUACCAGUGUCGCGACAGAGAGUGCAUAGAGCUGCGAAGAAGGUGUGACGGUCACCAAGACUGCAAGGACUUCUCUGAUGAAGAAGACUGUGAGGAACCGCAAGUUGUCGAGUUUGUGGAGGAGUCCCCGCGUUGUGCUCCGUGGGAGUACGCUUGUGAACACAACACUAGCAUUUGUUUGCCGCUUACCGCCCGCUGCAACAUGAAGGUAGACUGCCCUGGCAGUACGGAUGAGCACGGCUGCGACUACCGCUGUGCCCAACACGGCAUGUUCGCGUGCGGCCAGCAGCUCCUGUGUGUCGCAAUGAGUAAGCUCUGCAACGGCAAGAGGGACUGCGUCGAUGGCUCUGAUGAGACCCCUGAUGCUUGUGCUAGAGUGAACAAAACAUCCCACCUGUUCCCAAUAGUACACUCCCCAGCUGACUGCAGCGAGGGUUUCCUCUGCGGCAGCGGGCAGUGCCUCGAGUGGACGCAGCUCUGUGACCACAAGCACGACUGUGUUGAUGGAUCAGACGAAGGUGGACUCUGUGAUACGGCCUGCAACAACAGCACAUGCUCCUACAAGUGCCAACCAACGCCCCUAGGCAGGCAAUGUGUCUGUCCCUUCGGCCUCAAGCUGUCCAAAGAUAAAACCAGUUGUGAGGACAUAGACGAGUGUUCCGAAGACGUCUGCUCUCAGGAAUGUGUGAAUGUGAAGACGAAGAUGCCUGAUGGCACUGUUAGUAAGAGGAUUAUGUGCACUUGUCACCAUGGGUAUGCUCCUAGGUCAGACCGUCGUUCGUGCAAGGCCAUCCGCGGGAAUAUGGCAAUACUGUACGUAUCGGGGAACACCGUGAGGUCCAUCUCAGCUGACGGCUACGGAGCCAUCGAGUACAACGAUAAGGAUACCUCUGCUAUCACCGAUAUAGAUUAUAAUGUCAGGGCAAAGAAAUUGUACGUGACAUCAGCUGAAGGAGGGAAACUAGUUGAAAUGAACAGCACCCACAAUAUCAUCGCAGUCACUAAUAUUGGAGUACCCUCACGUGUGGCGGUAGACUGGGUGACAGGUAACGUAUACUUCGUGGACACGACGCCCGCCAACAGCCGCGUGCGAGUCUGUCACGUCAAGAGGAAGCGAUGCGCUGUUCUGCAGAAACUGCCUUCUGAUGCUAAGGUAACCGCCCUCAUAGUAGACCCCAGCUCCAGCCUAAUGUUCUACUGCGUAACCCGAGAACUGGAGUCCGUGGUCUGGUCAGCCACUCUCGCAGGGCGUCGUGUCACCGACCUGACUACCGUUCGUAACUGUACCGGGCUGGCUGUGGAUAGCUUCAAGAGGAAACUGUAUGUGGCUGAGACUGGGCCUGCGCAUAUUAUACGGAUGGAUUAUGAGGGGAAUGGACACAAAAAGAUCUUAGCCGACCAUCCCCAACUACAAGCACCGCAUGGCCUGGCCAUUUUCGAAGACUACAUCUACUAUUUAGUAGCCAACUCCUUCCGUCUAAGCCGGUGUCUCCUCUUCGGGCCCAAACAUUGCGAGACGUUCAUCUUCAGAGUAUUUGACGCCAAUACCUUCGUGCUUAGCCAUGAGAGCAUACAGAGAGAUGAUGUGCAAAAUGCCUGCGAAGGUUUGACCUGUGAUAAUGUGUGCGCGUUGGAUGAGGAUGGCCCUAAGUGUCUGUGCGAUGAUGGCGCUUUUGCGAAGAAUGGACAGUGUCCUGCUGGUGAUAAGAAACUUCUUCCAUUGUUCAACGGCUGGUCGUACGAGGAGUUGGCUUCGGCCCACAGCGUGACGUUCACCGUCAUCAUCGCGGUCAUGGUAAUGGUGGUGAUCUACCUGUGCGUCUUCGUUUACUACCACUUCGUGUAUGUACCGAAAAGGAACAGGGCUUCGGCUUAUACGCAGGUGAGAUUCCAGAACACGUCUACGGAGUCGUCGCCCUUUCCUGCUGAUGCCGAUGCUGCAAUUCAGAUAAAGACGAAUGGUGGCAAAUCGCAUGAGUUCGUGAACCCCUUGCAGUACAUGAGAAACAUGUAUUACAGCUCCUUCAGGAAGAGUACUAGACCUAACACUGGAGGCCUACCUUUUACAAUGCCAGUGUCACCGCCCCAGCAGGAUUUGUCUGACACAGAAUCAGAUUUAGACGAUAAGGAAAGCAGGAGAAUGAUAAGAAAUUAACAGUCUAAUUAUUUAAUUAAGUAAAUAAUAUUUUGUUCUAUGGAUCUAAUUAUUUAUUUUAUUUAUAAAUAUGUGUAUUAAUGUUGUGGCUUGAAAUAAGCCUGUUAUUUGUUAAAUAAUUUUUAUGUUUUUACUUCAGAUUGAUAUUUUAAUACCUAAUUAUGAUUUAGCAUAAUUUCUGUGUAUUUAGAAUUUUUUAUACUGCUUUUGUAUGAAGUUGAUCUUAAUGAGUACAAAUAAAUGUUGAAUAUUAAA